This is a messenger RNA of Durusdinium trenchii, 933 nucleotides long. Lineage: Eukaryota; Dinophyceae; Suessiales; Symbiodiniaceae. The record is from the annotation of a GenBank genome assembly.
AUGCCACCGUCCCACAUCCUCUUCGACUUUAUGCAUUGCUACCUGUGCAAUGGAGUCGCAUCGUGGGAGGUAGGGUUGCUCAUGGAGAAAAUUUGCACUGGCACGGAUAUCACCAGAGAAGUGUUGGGGAUCGCCGCUAAGGAGGCUGGAUGGCGUGGCACUGCAGCAUCCGGCAAAAAGCUACCUGCCAGCUUUGUGGCACGAGCGCCGCUUGUUUGGGACAGUCUGUACAAGGGUCAAGCGCAUCAAACAGCUGCCAUUGUACCUUUGUUGCGAUACUAUCUGGAGGAAGUAUUUCAGCCAAGCACUCAACUUCCAACAGAGGUGGUCUCGUCAUUCAGCCGUCUUGCCAACUGUGUUGCCUUUAUUCGUUAUCUGAGCAACCGUAUGGAAAAGAUUUCCGAACGGGAAGCAAAGCACUUGGAUGAGCUACAGCGCCAGCAUCAACAGGCAUUCGUCCAAGCAUACCCAGACAGCAUCAAGCCCAAGCAUCACAUAAGAUUUCACUUACCGGAGCAAUAUCUCAAAACAGGUAUCUUUUUGAGUUGUGAGUGCUUGGAGAGCAAGCACAAGCAAUACAAAUCGGGUGUUGCGCAGAAUCAGAGGAGCACCUGCAAAGACUUUGCUCAGUUUAGUUCUUCUGUUCUUCAGCGGCUCCUUCAAAAGAAUUUCAAGCUCUUGCAAGACAAGGGACUACCGUUUUGGCAACUGAUGCCACCCAUCCACGAGGCUAGUCUGGACGACAAACUGGCCUUUGUAACCUUGAACUUGACAACCAGUGAAAGCUGCUACUUGACCAGCGGCGUGGUCUCAAAGACCGACAUUGUCCUUUGGCAAUACACGGCUGGUGUUGUGCAAUCGUGGUUCUAUGAUCCCGCAACUGGUUUCUACCUGCGCUGCUUGAAACUCGACUUCGCGCCUUGCUGCCUUUGA